Messenger RNA from Trematosphaeria pertusa, 1018 nucleotides. RefSeq lists its product as uncharacterized. The transcript has 3 exons. NCBI's taxonomy places the organism in Eukaryota, Fungi, Ascomycota, Dothideomycetes, Pleosporales, Trematosphaeriaceae. The coding region runs from base 11 to 955 and encodes 314 amino acids. The record is from RefSeq and is a predicted model, not a curated record.
UAUCGCUACGAUGGCCCAACCGAACAACAGCAGCAAAGAUCUCCGUCCCAUCUUCGUCUUUGACACAAUGCGUGCAAGGUCCCACCUCUUCUUCCGCUAUUUGUCGACAAGCCCGGAGCUAAAGGCCGUCUACCACCCGAUACUCAUGGCCGCCUUCCUGGGACCGGAACGCUGGGCGCAGCAUAGCCGCAACUCGUCUGCAAGGACUAAAGAGCUGAUGGAGGAUAUGUUGCCGUUUAUCGGCGAGGAAACGUACGAGAGCGAGCAGAAGAGGUUCCUGGCCGAUGUUGAGGGGGCGCGGAAAGAGGGCAAAAUCGCCUUCGCAAACGAGCACAUCUUCAACGUCCUGAAGCAGCCCAUCGUCCACGGCAUGAACCGGGACCCCACCUACUCCCUCACCGCCCUCGGUCCCAACCCAACAUACAUCCCAGACCCAAUCUUCGCCGCCCUCAGACCCAUGAUCCUAAUCCGGCACCCGGUGCCUCACAUCAACUCCACCUAUCGCAGCGUCAUCGACAUAGGCAUGCAGAUCCGCACCGGCGACGAGGACUUGGACAUCCUCGUCUCGCACCGCUAUUUCCGCUACUUGUUCGACAUGUUCCGCGCGCAGGGGCGGCAGCCUGUAGUCGUUGACUCGGAGGAUUUGCUGUGGAGGACCGGGGAGGUUACGGAGAGGAUAUGUGAGGAGUUGGGGGUGGAUAGGGAGGGGUUGAGGGAGACGUGGACGCCUACGCCUGAGGAGGAGAGGCCGACGCAUCCGAUUUUGGCGCCGUUUACGAUUACGAUUCAUGCGAGUAAGGGGAUUGAGAGGCCGGAGAAGCCUGAUGAUAAGGAUUUGGGGAGGGCGUAUGAGAAGUGGGUGGAGAGGUACGGCAAGGAAAGUGCAGACCACCUCAAGCAUCUCGUGGAAGAGAACAUGCCGCACUACGAGUAUUUGAGUCAGUUCAAAGUCUGAGGCAGAGCUAGAAAGGAUCGCGGCAGAGGAAGAGCAUCUAGCCCCGAUGGGUUGAGUGGAAUC